Messenger RNA from Neohortaea acidophila, 798 nucleotides. RefSeq lists its product as uncharacterized. Gene Ontology annotation, cellular component: U4/U6 x U5 tri-snRNP complex; spliceosomal complex. Lineage: Eukaryota; Fungi; Ascomycota; Dothideomycetes; Mycosphaerellales; Teratosphaeriaceae. Gene Ontology annotation, biological process: mRNA splicing, via spliceosome. Gene Ontology annotation, molecular function: zinc ion binding; nucleic acid binding. Bases 60 to 698 code for a protein of 212 amino acids. The record is from RefSeq and is a predicted model, not a curated record. The transcript has a single exon.
CGACGCUUCUUCAAUCCACGCCCGAACCAUCACCAUUCAAUCCAAGCUACACCACCGACAUGGCCGAACGCAAAGGUGCAUACGGCACCUCCACCAGCGACACCUCCUUUCGCCGAACAUGGGAUCGAGAAGAAUACGCCGCCAAAGCCGAGGAGCGCGAGAGAAAAAGCCGCGAGGAGGGCAAAGCCAGGCAUGAAGCAGCACUCGCCGGGAAGAAGUUUCACCGUCGCGCCUCCACACCAGAAGACUCCCGCGAUACCGAAGCCCGACAAGCGCGGCUCAAUGUCGCCGAUCAAGUGGGCAAGACGUCACUGGUGCCCGCCGGCGCAGGGCAGGGAAAGAGAGGCAAAGGCGCGGGUUUCUACUGCGAUGCCUGCGAUUUGACGUACAAGGACAAUCUGCAGUUUGUGGAGCAUUUGAACAGCAAGCAGCAUCUCAUCAAUACAGGGGAGAGUGGAGAGGUGCGGAGAGCCACGUUGGAGGAGGUGAAGGAUCGGUUUGAGUGGUUGAAGCGGAAGAGGGAAGAUGAGAAGGCGAGGGAGGUGGUGGACUUGUCGGCGAGGAUUGAGGUGGCCCGAGAGCAAGAGGAGAGGGAGAGGGAGGAGAGGAGGCGGAAACGGAAUGAGAAGAGGCGGAAGACCAAGGAUGGGUUGGGUGUGCAGGAUGCGAGAGUGGAGGAUGAUGGGGUGAUACGUUGAUGUGCUGCAGGUGCCUCUUGUGAUUUUAUAGCAAGGCGUUGGGGCAUGAUACCCAGGGAAGUGAUUGUGGAUUGAGAAUAUACCGAUUGGCUGUUCAGAC